Molecule: messenger RNA, 2102 nt
Organism: Gastrolobium bilobum
Lineage: Eukaryota; Viridiplantae; Streptophyta; Magnoliopsida; Fabales; Fabaceae
Product: bifunctional riboflavin biosynthesis protein RIBA 1, chloroplastic
Exons: 7
Coding region: 56-1660 (534 amino acids)
Biological process (GO): riboflavin biosynthetic process
Cellular component (GO): chloroplast
Molecular function (GO): 3,4-dihydroxy-2-butanone-4-phosphate synthase activity; GTP cyclohydrolase II activity
Source: RefSeq, a predicted model, not a curated record
CACACCAAUUUUCGGUAAGAAGUGCAAAAUCUUUGGACCAAAGUGCAAGCAAACAAUGGCUUCUUUCAAUCUCUCUUAUUCUUCCUCACCAGCCCUCUCGUGUCCGCGGGCAUGCAAACACUUCAAAUUGUUCAAUGAUUUUCCCUUUGUCCGACUGAAUUCUAAAUUUCUCUCGAGUGACAAUUCUGUUAAUAGAAUUAAAGCUACAUUGAUCUCCGGAGGAGGUGACCUACUUUCUUAUCCACUUAGCAAUGAUGUGGUGAUACCUAAAAAUCUGGCUGGUGAUGGAUCUGUUGGAUUUGAGGUACAUGAUGGAACACAAACAGUCGACACGGCGCUUACAAGCAAUGUUUUCUCUGAUGACAACAAUGAAUUUGAUUUGGACAACCCCACGCCAGGUUUUGCUUCCAUCCCUGAGGCCAUUGAAGACAUUCGCCAGGGAAAGAUGGUAGUGGUUGUAGAUGAUGAAGAUCGAGAAAAUGAAGGAGACUUGAUAAUGGCAGCACAGUUGGCAACACCCGAGGCUAUGGCUUUUAUUGUGAAGCAUGGAACUGGGAUAGUUUGUGUAAGCAUGAAAGAGGAAGAUCUGGAUAGAUUGGAACUUCCUUUGAUGGUGAACAGUAAGGAUAAUGAGGAGAAACUUAGUACAGCAUUCACUGUGACAGUGGAUGCUAAACAUGGUACCACCACAGGGGUGUCAGCUCAAGAUAGGGCAACUACAGUCUUGGCCCUUGCAUCUAGAGAUUCAACCCCGGGUGAUUUCAACCGCCCAGGCCAUAUUUUCCCGCUAAAAUACAGGGAAGGUGGUGUCUUGAAGAGAGCUGGACAUACAGAAGCUUCUGUUGAUCUUGCCAUACUUGCUGGUUUGGAUCCAGUGGCAGUUCUGUGUGAGAUUGUAGAUGAUGAUGGUUCCAUGGCUAGAUUGCCAAAGCUUCGCCAGUUUGUAAAGCGUGAAAAUUUGAAAAUUGUAUCUAUUGCUGACUUAAUAAGAUAUAGAAGAAAGAGAGAUAAAUUAGUGGGUCAUCCUUCUGCCGCACGAAUACCUACAAUGUGGGGGCCAUUCACUGCUUACUGUUAUAGGUCACUUUUGGACGGGAUUGAGCAUAUUGCAAUGGUUAAGGGUGACAUUGGAGAUGGACAUGAUGUACUUGUGAGGGUACACUCGGAGUGUCUGACAGGAGAUAUAUUUGGAUCUGCCAGAUGCGACUGUGGAAAACAGCUUGCACUUGCAAUGCAACAGAUUGAGGCUGCUGGUAGGGGUGUACUGGUAUAUCUCCGUGGACAUGAAGGAAGGGGCAUUGGAUUGGGCCACAAGCUUCGUGCUUAUAACCUACAGGAUGAUGGACGGGAUACUGUACAGGCCAAUGAGGAGUUGGGAUUGCCUGUUGACUCUAGGGAGUAUGGCAUUGGGGCGCAGAUAUUGAGGGACUUGGGUGUGCGGUCUAUGAAGCUGAUGACAAACAAUCCAUCAAAAUAUGUUGGUCUCAAAGGUUAUGGUUUGACAGUUUCUGGUAGGAUCCCAUUAGUGACUCUUAUCACUUCGGAGAACAGGAGAUAUUUAGAGACCAAACGUGUGAAAAUGGGCCACAUCUAUGGCAGUCAUGACAGUGGCAAUGGUAAAUCCAGUAGUGUUGAUGAUUCUAAUGCUGUUACUGGCUAAUAAACCUGCUCAUUUUCUACUAUAUUCACAAUUUUAUAUCAGACGCAGAUGAAGGGAAGUGAUAGAAACAUGAUUCUAUUUGUGAUUUUGAUUUUUCUAAUUCAUUUGCCAGAUUUUAGUCAGGCAGGCUCUGCUAAAUUAUAGGCUUCUCCAAACAUUCUUCACUUUGAAACAAAGUUACAGAUAAGGUUAAUGCCUAUACAAAUUUCAGGUUUUUUUUUCUUUCUAUAUUUGGUGCCUUUUAUAUAGGGUUCAUUAUCUUGCUUCCGGAGUCGAGGUCAUUCGACUAUUAAACCUUGUUUCUUCAUUCUUUUUGGUACAAUAACUCCUGUAUGUGGCACUGGCAGUCGCCUCUAUAAUAUAUAAUAGAAAGAAUCACAUGUUUUUGUAGCCCUGCUGUAUAUGAUAAUUAAAUAAAUAAAUUCCUUUUUGUACCUUGUCA